AUGACGCACACAAACAUCUGGAAAGGUGCAGUGAAUACCAUCACCAUGCUUGCUGGGAGAGGUGUAGUGAACACCAUCACCAUGCUUGCUGGGAUGAGGGUGAUCGUGAAGACAAGAACAGAGUACCAGCCGGAACAGAGGAGCAAAGGGAAGUUCCGAGUGCCGAAGAUUGCUGAAUUUACGGUCACCAUUCUUGUCAGCCUGGCCCUUGCUUUCCUUGCCUGCAUUGUGUUCCUGGUGGUUUACAAAGCCUUCACCUAUGACCACAGCUGUCCUGAAGGAUUUGUCUAUAAGCACAAGCGCUGUAUCCCGGCCUCACUGGAUGCUUACUAUUCAUCCCAGGACCCCAGCUCCAGGAGCCGCUUCUACACAGUCAUCAGCCACUACAGUGUGGCCAAGCAGAGCACUGCACGGGCCAUCGGGCCGUGGCUGUCGGCAGCUGCCGUCAUCCAUGAGCCCAAGCCACCCAAGACCCAGGGCCAUUAG
This is a messenger RNA of Cricetulus griseus (Chinese hamster), 486 nucleotides long. NCBI's taxonomy places the organism in Eukaryota, Metazoa, Chordata, Mammalia, Rodentia, Cricetidae. The record is from RefSeq and is a predicted model, not a curated record.